Pocillopora verrucosa is the source of this 970-nucleotide messenger RNA. Lineage: Eukaryota; Metazoa; Cnidaria; Anthozoa; Scleractinia; Pocilloporidae. The record is from RefSeq and is a predicted model, not a curated record.
AUGAGAGCCGACAUCGAAGUCUUCGUCUGUAUCUUAUUAACCUUCCCAUUUUUCGCGAGAUCAGUAAAUCUUGGACCCGCUUGCCAAAAUAUGUGGAAUAACGCUGGAAAUAACUUGAUCGUUCCUGGAGAAUUAACUGUUAAUCCGGUGGCCAACGCAAACCCGUUGUUUACGGUUGUUCCAGGAGCAGGAGGAGUUGGAAAAAUCGCUUCUCCUAUAUUUCAGCGAUUCCGAGACAUAUUGGUUGAUUACCAAGCUGUGCCAUUUGUUCUCAAUCAGCAACAUAUAAAUGACUUCAUAACUGCGGUAACCCAACCAAACGGACCUAUGGAGGCUGCAUUCAAUUAUCUAUUAACUCAACAGGGAUCAUUGCCUGCAGGCGUGACAACCCUAGAACAGUUUAGAUGUGUUUUGGAAGAAUUAUGGUUUCGAAACAGCAAUGGAUUUAAACAUGUUUUUGUUGGCGAUAAACUAUUAAGGGUGAACAAUUUCAAGGGAUUUCACAACUGGUACCAGUUCUUGCUUGAGCAACGGAGAAACCCAACUCAGACGACGAAUAUCGCUUUCAACACACGCGGAAAUCAGCAGGCUUUCGUGGGGAAUAGACUGCCAUAUUUUAUGCGUGGACUAACAUUCAGAUGGAGAGGGGUGAACAAAGCACCACAGGGCAGCACCAGCUGCAUGUUCGUUGGAACCAGCCCAGCAUUUGAUUUGGCCAUGUUUACUGCUUGUGUAUUGAUAGGACGUGCGCCAGGAGUAGGAGUAAUAGGAGGAAACGGCUAUAGAGUAACAGACUGUGAAUGCAACAUCCUUGUACCAGCCCAAGGGUUACCGCAGAGCCUGGUACAAUUUAAGACCGUCGAGAACCCACAGAAUGAAAAGGUCGUUACAGCCUAUCCAACCAAUGUUCGAUAAAUGAAAGAUUACCAUCUUGUAUUACCGCACGGGAUUUAUCUGGGGCAUUAAAAUU